AUGGUAAUAGCAAAUAGAGAAAUCUUCAUAAUUCAGAUCAUGUCUCCCUUCGUUUACUUUUUUUGGUUGUUACCACUUGUUGUGCUAGUACUAGGAAACGAUGAUGAUUGUAUGCAAACCAGUUGCAGAGACGAUGGCCCGAUAAUUCGGUUUCCUUUCAGACAUCAAACUCAGCAACCUCAGCACUGCGGCUAUCCGGGUUUCGAUCUAAACUGCGACCACAAAAACAAUACUGUUCUUGUUCUUCCCUUCUCCGUAAAUGUUGUUGUGAACAAAAUCAACUAUGUAACUCAAACAAUUCUGGUUUAUGACCAUGAAAUAUGUCUUCCAAAAAAGCUGCAUGAUCUAAACUUAUCUGCUUCCCCUUUCCAUGUGAAAUAUUACUUAUACGACUAUACCCUAUUCAAUUGUUCUGAUCCGCCAAGAAGAGACUUAGGUAACGCAAUUCCUUGCCUUGGCGAUUCCACGUACCAAAUCUAUGCAGUUAAUUCGCAAACGUCGCUUGAUUCACUUCCUUUGACUUCUUGUACCAAAACAUCUGAAUUUAAAUCUGUUCCGGGGGGAAUAUUUCAAAAAUCCAACUUCUCUUUGGAAUGGUCUGAACCAGCAUGUUCCAUAUGUGAAGAUGAAGGCAAGAGAUGCAGCUCGUUUAAUUCUACGACAUCGGAUCCUCAUAUUCGGUGUCUUGACCAACUCCCAACCACAAACCAUCAUGGAGCAGGAGCAAGAAAUAUUAAAUUGAUUGAAGGUUUUGGUUCCAUUAUUGCCGCGAUAAUACUAGCGGCUUUUGUCUAUCUUUACAUCAGAGUUAGAAUCUACCGAGAGAACCAAACGAUGAUUGGGAAGUUUUUGCGAGAUUACAAAGCCCUUAAGCCGAGUCGAUUUUCAUACUCCGAUAUAAAAAGGAUUACUCGUCAAUUUAACGAGAAAUUGGGUGAAGGGGGUUAUGGAAUUGUUUACAAAGGAAAGUUGAAUAACGAAAUAGACGUUGCAGUGAAAGUACUCAACAAUUCCAACGGCAAUGGAGAGGAGUUUGUGAAUGAAGUAAGUACGAUUGGGAGAAUACACCACGUCAACGUUGUCCGUCUUCUUGGAUUUUGUGCUGAUGGAUUUCGAAGAGCUCUUGUUUAUGAAUUCUUACCAAACGGUUCUUUAGAAAAGUCCAUUUUCCAAGCGGGUUCGAAUAGAAUUACUCUUGAUUGGGAAAAGCUAAAGGAUAUUGCGCUAGGCAUAGCAAAAGGCAUAGAAUAUCUACACGAGGGAUGUGAUCAACAAAUACUCCACUUCGACAUAAAGCCGCAAAACGUCUUGUUGGACCACAACCUCAACCCGAAGAUUUGCGAUUUUGGCCUUGCAAAGUUGUGCUCAAAGGAACAAAGUGCAGUGACAAUGACUGCGGCUAGAGGAACAAUGGGAUAUAUUGCACCUGAAGUUCUGUCCAGGACUUUCGGGAGGGUUUCGUAUAAGUCCGAUGUUUAUAGCUUCGGAAUGCUGUUACUCGAAAUGGUGGGAGGGAGGAAAAAUGAGGAUCGUAAUGUUAAUAAUACUAGUCAGGUAUAUUUCCCUCAAUGGAUAUACAAUCAUAUAAAUGCGGAGGAUAAUCCAAUGUGGGCACAAAUUGACGAAGAAGGAAAUAGUAUAGCAAGGAAACUUAGUAUAAUAGGGUUGUGGUGUAUACAGUGGUGUCCGACAGAUCGUCCGUCAAUGAAAGCUGUAGUUCAGAUGCUGGAAGGAGAAUGUGACGAUCUUACAAUGCCUCCGAAUCCAUUUCCAGCUACUACAAAUCCCAUUGAUGGAAAACAUUAUCAAACUCAGAUGUCAAUCAUAUUAGAAGAGUAGUUCUCUUUUUUAUUUUCCAUUGUAGAACUUUGUUGUGUUGUUUGUAAAAAAAAAAUAAAAAAACUCUAUUGUGUUG
Messenger RNA from Erythranthe guttata (spotted monkey flower), 1915 nucleotides. NCBI's taxonomy places the organism in Eukaryota, Viridiplantae, Streptophyta, Magnoliopsida, Lamiales, Phrymaceae. The record is from RefSeq and is a predicted model, not a curated record.